Messenger RNA from Cyphomyrmex costatus, 784 nucleotides. RefSeq lists its product as uncharacterized. Lineage: Eukaryota; Metazoa; Arthropoda; Insecta; Hymenoptera; Formicidae. The transcript is spliced from 2 exons. The record is from RefSeq and is a predicted model, not a curated record. The coding region runs from base 137 to 784 and encodes 215 amino acids.
UUCGAAUAGGCAAAAGUACGGUAUCGAAAAUAAUAUCAGAGACUACAACUGCAAUUUGGAAUAUUUUACAACCAAUUGUUCUAAAACAACCAACAGAAAAUGACUGGAAGAGAAUUGCUAAGGAAUUUAAUGAUAAAUGGAAUUUCGUAAAUUGUAUUGGAGCAAUAGAUGGGAAACAUAUUAUUAUUCAGACAUUGGAGCAGGACACCAAAGCGAUGGAGGAAUAUUUCAAAGAAGUGACAUUGGUAUUGCUUUUGAAAGCAAUCUAUUAAAUGUACCUCCUCCUGAAAAUAUUUUAGAGAAUUGUAUGUUACCAUUUGUUUUGGUUGGAGAUGAAGCAUUUGCCUUAAAAACAUACAUGAUGCGACCAUUUCCCCGAAAUUCUCUAACUUACGAAAAAAGAAUCUUUAACUAUCGAUUAAGUCGUGCACGUCGUACCAUUGAAAGCGCCUUUGGUAUUUUAGCAUCCCGAUGGCGAAUAUUUCGUAAACCAAUUAUAGCGUCUUUGGAGACUGUCGAUAAUAUUAUCAAAGCAUCUCUUUGUCUUUAUAAUUUUAUAAUAAAGGAUGAAUUACAAAAAUUCGUAAAUAAAUCACGGAAUGUAUUUACUAGAAUGUUUGAUGAAAGUAAUGAAUGUGGAGCUAUGAGAGAUAUUACUUAUAUAGAUACAAAUGAACGCACAUCACAUAAUGCUGUAACAAUAAGAAAUAAAUUUGUAAAUUAUUUUAUGAAUGAAGGAGCGGUAUUUUGGCAAUAUGAAGCUGUUCAAAAUAAUAAUAUGUAA